This is a messenger RNA of Closterium sp. Yama58-4, 390 nucleotides long. The record is from the annotation of a GenBank genome assembly. NCBI's taxonomy places the organism in Eukaryota, Viridiplantae, Streptophyta, Zygnematophyceae, Desmidiales, Closteriaceae.
AUGUGGCAGAGGAGGACGAAGAGGAGGAGGAUGAGGAGGAGGAGGAGGAGGAGGAGGAGGAGGAGGAGGAGGAGGAGAGGAGGAGAGGAGGAGAGGAGGAGAGGAGGAGAGGAGGAUGAGGAUGAGAAGGUGGUGGAGGAAGAGGAGGAGGAGGAGGAGGAGGAGGAGGAGGAGGAAGAGGAGGAGGAGGAGGAGGAGGAGGAGGAGGAGGAGGAGGAGGAGGAGGAGAAGGUGGUGGAGGUUACUGGAGUUGGAUUCUUUCCGAAUGCCAUUGAAAUAGAUGCACCUUCUGGCGCAGGUGAAGCUACUCCGACCAAACGGCUGACCGAGGAUAAAGGAAAUCGUGACAAGAGCUGCGGCAUCCGCCAAGACAGAGGCACUUCUCGCUAG